GGCACAGGACAACUAAAUAGCUGAUUAGUCAGCUUGUUAAAAAUAUAAGUGUUAUGCAAAUUUGUAUCUUCAAAAGAAAAACUCAUAAUUGACUAAAUUAAGCUCUCAAUCAUUCAUUAUAGGUUUUGUAGGGAAUCAGUGGUAUGUGCUAUAAAGAACAUGAAAAAUGUGUUGUAUGGAGUAUUUUUUGAUAACAUCAGCAAAUUUUAUGCACAAAUUGUGAUAGAUUGGCUUCUGAAUUAAAUUUUCAUCUUUAAAUUGAAGUUUCCAUGAGAACACUAUCAAGUAUUUUAUUUCACUUAAAAAGUUUUUGUGAUUGUUUGUAUUGAAUUAAUGUCAGUAUUGAUUAAAUAAAGAAAAAUGGAUGUCUCCUCCGUAUUGGUUCAUUCUACAAACUACAAGAACACAGUUCGGCAGCUUGACUACUACUAUGGUGUUGUUAAGCGGCAAAUCCUCCACUACCAGAGCCCAACCAACGGUCUGUUCCCUGCCUGCUCUAGUGACACUCAUGUCGCUGACCUCAGAACAAGCGUCUAUUGCUCCAUGGCCAUCUGGAGCCUCUAUCAGUCAUACAGGCGCAUUGACGACGACCAUGGCAAAGCCUACGAACUGGGCGGAUCGUGCGUGAAGUGCAUGCGUGGCAUCCUGAGCUGCUGGAUGCGUCAGAGCGAGCGUGUUGAGCUCUUCAAACAAGGCCAGGCUGGCAAGUACGCUCUGCACAGCAAGUUCCAUCUCAUUACUGGUGAAGAAGUCUGCUCAACUGGCCAGUUUGAACAUCUCCAGCUGGACGUGAUUGCUGUGUACCUGAUAGCGCUGGUGCAGCUCACGGCGUCAGGUCUACACAUCAUCUACACGAUGGACGAGGUCGCGUUCGUGCAGAACCUCGUCUACUACAUCGAGCGCUCCUACCGCACCCCGGACUUUGGCAUCUGGGAGCGCGGCAGCAAGAACAAUGAUGGCACCCCUGAGCUGCAUGCCAGCUCCAUAGGCAUGGUGAAGGCUGCUCUUGAAGCCAUCAACGGAUGCAAUCUGUUCGGUGACCGCGGCGCCUCGUGGUCCGUUAUCUUCGUGGACAUCGACGCGCACAACCGCAACCGCAGCAUCUUUGAGACGCUGCUGCCCAAGGAGUCCAACUCAAAGAACGUGGAUGCAUCGCUGUUGUUUGCUCUCUCGUUCCCCUCGUUCGCGACGCACGACACCAUGCUUUACUCCACCACCAAGGAGAGGAUCGUGAGGCUGCUAAAAGGCAGCUAUGGCUUCAAGAGGUUCGAGAGAGAUGGCUUUGGCUCGGUGCUGGAGGACAAAACCCGCCGCCACUACCACAAGGGAGAAACUAAGGAGUUCGAGGGCGUGGAGUGCGAGUGGCCGAUGUUCCUGCUGCUCAUGGUCAUCGAGGGCGUCUUUAAGAACAACGAGAAGCAAAUAGAGGAAUACCGCAGCGCUCUCAAGCAGCUCUACAAGACCGACAAGAACGGAGACGUGGUGGUGCCCAAGUAUUACUACGUGCCUAAAGACUACAUCGAGUUGGAGCGAGAACAGCCGGGCACUCAGUUACGCAUGGCGAGCGUGCACGGCAGCGCCACGAACCUGUUCCUGAUGGGACAGUCCCUGUUCCUGAUCGCUGAGCUGCUCACGCACGACCUGCUGCACAUCAACGAGCUCGACCCCAUCAGGAGAUACUUGCCCUCCUACAACCGCCCUAGGAAGGGAGGCCGCUACUCUGCCUUCCAGAUGUUUAGUAGCGACGCUGCGUUCCGACCCAACGAUGAUAGGAAGUCCAAGUCAAACAAGAAGGGCACAGCGAGCGACCUGGUGGUGCAGGUGGUGCUCAUUGCGGAGUCCAUGCGUCUCCAGGCCAUGAUGGCCACAUAUGGCAUCCAGACACAGACCCCACACGAGGUAGAGCCUGUACAGAUCUGGCCCCCCAAGGAGCUCGUCAAAGUUUACUGUAACCUCGGCCUCAACAAGAAACUUGGCCUCAACGGCCGCCCCAUGCGCCCCAUCGGUGCACUCGGCACCAGCAAGGUAUACCGCAUCUGUGGCCAGACGGUGCUGUGCUACCCGCUGGUGUUCGAGGUGAGCGACUUUUAUCUGUCGCACGACAUGGCGCUGCUCAUUGACAACAUUAAGACAGAACUGCACUUUGUCAGCAAAUACUGGCGUCUGUCUGGCCGUCCUACUGUCUGUAUACUCAUCAGGGAGGAGCACAUGAGGGACAUCCACUUCCGCGAGCUGCUGGACCUGCUGGCGUCCCUCAAGUCCGGCCACUGCGACGGCCUCAAGGUGCGCACCGGACGCCUGCAGAACCUCAUCUCCUCCUCCUGUGUUGAGCACCUGGACUUCAUGAGCAACAGCGACGUGGACUGGGACGUGCAGGCGUUCGAGCAGCUGCAGCACGCGUCUAUAGGCUACCAGUCCCUCACUGACGUGCCUCAGGCCAUCGCCUACGCUGAGAAUAAGACCGACUUCAGGGACAUGGAGCACAGCGACACUUGGACGCUGAAGGAGACGUUGCGCUCCGUGACAUCGCUGCGUGGCCGCACGCAGCUCCUCGGCAUGAUCCUCGCCAGGGAGGGACCUGACCACCAGCUCGAUGGACAGUCCGUGGCAGAGAAGAUCACCGAGGUGCUGGGCAGCGCGUCGUCGCUGCGACUAUGGAGCGUCGUACGCACCUGCACGGCGCUGCUCUCCAAGGAAGUCGAGUCCAUCUCACCCUACAUCACCACCGUGCUGGUCUACGGCAAGCAGGUGACGCUUGGGUCUGGCAACAACGUCGUGGUGCUCGACAAGCCCGUGCAGCCUGGGGAAGUGCACGAUCUGUUCUACACCAAGGAUCUCAAGCCGUCGAUGAUGGUGCACGCGGUGCUGCAGCAGGAGGUGAUGCUGUACUGCGGUAAACUCAUGGGCGCGCACCCUCAUCUCUUCAAGGGCAUCCUCAACAUCCGUGUCGCAUGGCUGGUGCAAGCGAUGGAAUAUUAUCACCAGUCGGUGCUGGGCAAGAACGAAGUUGCUCUUGAGGAACUCUCGCCCAACGAGGUCUUCAGGCUGCUGGUGGCUGUGCUGUCCAUGGAGCAGGAAGACCUAUCGCCUAGACAAAUGCGCUUCAUUAAUGGAUGUCUUGGCAGGACCCCAGCAAACUUCUAUGACAAGGUUUGGCUGGUGCUGCAAAAGACCCCAGGAGGUCUGUCGCUGCUAGACCGCACGCUGCCGCAGCAACCGACCAUUAGUGAGCUCUCCCCCACGGAGAUGUCCUUCGCCAAGGCCGUACAGGAGCUCCUCGGCGCCGUCCAAGUGCCCGAGUACAACCAAGUUGUGGCCGAGGCGCUGAGGAUCAUCGCGACAAUCUUACAGCGCAACCCCGAGCUGCAGUUCUCCCAGGCCGUCAAGCUCGAGAGCCUCGUCAGGGACGCAGCCCACAUCAUGAGAGUGGAACAACGCGACGAAGACUACACUACAGCGAGCUACUUCAACACCGGCGACGCCAAAGCCACGUGUCCGGAAUGCAAGUGCGUCGAGUCGUCGUGUGUGUGCAUCGUCUACCACGCCAGCAGCCCCGCCCUCAACAGCUGCCUCGCCAGGGCCAUCGUCAACCUCCUCCUUGCCAAGGACACCAGGACCGGCGUCGAGCGUGCGGUCGCCGGCUGCAAAGUCUCAUAAAUUGAUUCUUUAUGAGGCUUGAUGGUUUUAAUGUGCUUUGAAACAUGAAGUAAAAUAUGCUGGAUUCAUCGUGUUGAGAGCUACCGUACGAUCGCGUGAAAAGCUACUCGGUACAUUCAGCGUUGGAGCAAAAUUAUUGCCACUGUCUUCUUCUUUGACACCCUGCCUGUAUGUCACAAGCUUGACUUUAAUACUAAAUCUUAGACGUUCUCAAAUCCGGUGAUUAAUAAUAACCGAGUUCACUUUAGAAUUUAUUGUUGCCGGCUGUGAAGUAUUCUUAUGGAAUGCGGCUUUGAUGUCACUUGAGGCAAUUGUCGAGAAUGCUGCACUUUUUCAAUCGAGUAAAUAUUAUCUUGAAACUCGUCUCGGAGUUAACCAAGUUCUCACUAAUGUUCAUACGUUUACUUUCAUACCAUCUGACUCUCAACGUAUGAGAAAAUAUUUUCAUAGAAAAAAUGUUUCUAUUUCAUUAGAUUUUAACAUAGAAGUUAUUUUCCCUCGAACUUGAAUAGCCUAAAGCCAUUGUACACUGAGACGUACGAGUUUCAGGAGAACAAAGUUUCCUUCAAGUCCCUUCGCUGCUCGUGUCACUAGAAUAUAUAGAAUAUAUAUACAUGAAUACGAGGCUGCUCGGCCUCACAGUUUGUCCCUGGCUUGCAUCCUGCCUAACUCCGCUUUAGACUAUAUCUUCUGUGUUCAACAGUGCGAGAUGAUUUUAUUUCUUCUUAUUUUAGUUGUUGAUUCAUGAACCGGUGUGUAGUUAGAUUUAAAAAUCUUAUCUAUGAAGUUGUGACAUCUUACAAGAGCUUUAUUGACAGCUGCUCAUAUCAAAACUAAAUAUUCGCUUUAAUUUCUUUAUCUGUUUGACAUUGGAGCAAGUCGUUAAGCUACGUACGACGAACUUGUGAAUGCAGAGCCUCGCAAAGCCCGCAUUCAUCUGCAGUGCGUCGUGUCUGUUGUGCUAGUCAUUGUAUAGGUGCUACUCUAAGUUGACCUUCACAUAAUUUAUCCCUGGUACCUCUUGUUUUCGAGCCUGCCGCUAAGCUGUCAGAAGUUCUUCAUAAUGCCCGAGAAUUUCACAGUAACGAUCAUUAUCUGAGGUAUCUAUUUAAUAGUUAGAUCGCUCAUCGGUCGAGAAUGUAUCUUACAAUAGAAGCUCUGAGACCUGCUGUGCUGCCUCCUCCAAUUGUUUGGCGCUGCCAGUGACUCGGAGCUUGGGCUGCUCGGCCAUCUUUUAAGACUUGAGGUGUUCAAUGUGCCAUUUGUCGAGGAUUGAUACCGAGUUAUUUAAUAAUCGUCUUUUAUCAAUUUAACUAUCGAAUUAGAUUAUUGAGUGCGUGCGUUGUUAUUGUUGCCAAUUUAUGAUUAUGAUGUUUAUUACUUACUCUGCGACAAUCCAGCUACUACAAUUUUCACUGCAAAUGCUCUCUCUCUCUCUCUCUGCUUAAUUUCAAUUAAGUGUGUGAAUAUAGUGAAAGACCGAGCUUUGUCACUGACAAAAAUAGCCCGUGAAAGUCAGUUAUGUAUGAGGGAAUUUUUCCUCUUAAUCUUGAACCCUUUAUUUAGAUUUGAGUUUUCGACAAUAGUGUUAAGAAGUAAGCUGAUUAUAGUGAUGGUUAUGUAGUAUAUAUGAAAUAUUUCUUGCGCCUGAGAA
Molecule: messenger RNA, 5311 nt
Organism: Hyalella azteca
Lineage: Eukaryota; Metazoa; Arthropoda; Malacostraca; Amphipoda; Hyalellidae
Product: probable phosphorylase b kinase regulatory subunit beta
Exons: 25
Coding region: 361-3657 (1098 amino acids)
Biological process (GO): glycogen metabolic process
Cellular component (GO): phosphorylase kinase complex
Molecular function (GO): calmodulin binding
Source: RefSeq, a predicted model, not a curated record